Paramecium pentaurelia is the source of this 893-nucleotide messenger RNA. The record is from the annotation of a GenBank genome assembly. Lineage: Eukaryota; Ciliophora; Oligohymenophorea; Peniculida; Parameciidae.
AUGAAUAAGGAAGAGGAUAAUGGGCAUAUAUCGUCAAAUAAUUCUCUAGAUAAUUCCUAAAAUUAUGCUUAUUUACUUUAAUAAGAAUAUUAUGAGAAAUUCAAAAUGGGAUAGAAUUUAUAUGAACAAUCAGCUACAUUAUCAAGAAUAUCAUUAGGAGAAAAAACUAGUGAAGAUAAUAAUAAUACUUACACAUAUAUCAAUAUGGUUCAUUUACAAGAGAGAUUAUCAGAAUAAAUCUUGAAAAAUCAAGUAACUUGGUUGUUAAAUUGGUUAGUUCUUGGAGAAUAAAAUUGAAUAGCUUUCUAAAGAAAUAAAGGGAGCAUUAAAUCAUGUUGCUUUACUUUAAAAAUAAAAUGAAUUACAAUCAAGUUUACUAAAGGAUGCAAAUGAUAAAUUACAAAAAAAAACAAAAGCUAUUGGAAUAGAGAAAACCAUUAAUCAACACCUUAAAAGAAAGAUAUCAAAAUUAUAAUAAAUAAAUACGUAUAUCUCAAAAUGAAACUAGCAAUUAUUUAGAUUAAGUAGAGACUAUGUCACAGUAGAAAGAAUCUAUCAUCCUAUCUAAUUAUAAGCAUUCUAGUGUUAGUGUGUUUAAGACAUCCCAUCAAUCAAAUAGUUCAUCUUAGAGAAAAUUAAAUUCAGAUAAAAUACAUUAAGGUUUAACUGAAGAUUCCACUGUUAAAGAUUCAUCUUGUAGUGAAUAAAAAUCUCACGAUUAAAUAAGAUUUUCAGAGUCAGUCUAAUAAUUUUAUAAAUCUUCAAAUCUUUUAUCUCCAGCCUUAUAAGUGUCACCAAAGACUUAAUAAAAUGAUUUAGAAAGUAGAAUAGACUCUACUUUAGCUUAGAUUAGAGCGAUUAGAUUAUAGAUUUAGCAAUUAAAUAAAAAAUGA